AAAUCUCCCACCCACACAAGGUGCAGCAGAACAACAUUGUUACAGGGCAUAUGAUUAGCUUCGAACUUGGCUGGGUAACGACCUAAUAGUAACAGAUUGGGGAUGGAAGCAGAUCAACGUGGAAUUAUGCCCAAAUUUACAGAAAAGGAAUUCGUUCCGGAAAUAUUGCUCAAAACUAUUUGCUGCAGAUGUGAAAUUGGAUGUAACAGUUUAAAAUGUGGCUGCCGUAAACAUGGUUUAAAAUGCACAAAUUUUUGCUAAAAUUUCAUGGUUCUGAAAAAGGCUCCAAUGUGGAAAAAAAAAACCUACGAGGAAGUUAAUGAUUCAGAUGAAAUUGUGGAUGACAAACCAAUUCAGACUGGAAAUAAUAUUGGAGACGAAGACGGUGAUGGUCUUGAAGAUUUCGUAGAUCUACUAGAAUUGGGAAGACAAGGUGAAACUAUUGAUUUAUAUAAAACAAUAAUAAUGGAUAAAGAAACAAUUAUUAAAGAUCAAAAUACAAUUAUUGAAUUGCUCAAUGAAAAGAUCAAAGAACUGGAGAAAAAUAAGAAAACAUUUGCAGAUGCAGUCAGUCUUAACAGUAGCUGCAACACAAUUAAAAAACAGACAAAACAAUAUAUACCUAUAAAUCCACAAAAUUCAGAAUCUACAAUGAGAGAAAUUCAAAAUAAUAUACAGCCUAAUAGAAUUAAUGUAUCAAUUAACUCCAUAAAUACUCUAAAAAACGGAAAUGUCGUAAUUAAAUGUGAAACCCAGCAAGGCAUGCAGAAGUUAGUCGAUGAAACCCAAAUUAAACUUGGUACAAAGUAUAGAAUUGAAACAUUAAAAAUAAAUAGGCCUAGAAUAAAAAUAAUUAGUUACAGCCCACCUUUAGAAGAUGAUGAGUUGGAAGAAAUUAUAAAAUCACAAAAUGAAAUUUUUAAACCUGAUGGUCACUUUAAAAUAACUUAUAUACGAAAAACAGAAACAAAAAAUAAAACACCUCGCCAUACCAUUUUCGCAGAAUGUUCUGGGACUUUUUGA
Psylliodes chrysocephalus is the source of this 1023-nucleotide messenger RNA. The record is from the annotation of a GenBank genome assembly. Lineage: Eukaryota; Metazoa; Arthropoda; Insecta; Coleoptera; Chrysomelidae.